CUUAGCCGCUUUGGCUCCCCCGCCCCUACUCUCUCCCCUCGCGAUCUCGCUUAAUUCCAAUCCUUGCCUCAUCCUAUCGAUCCUGAUCUCUUCCCUCUUCUCCGGUUCGGUCGAUCGGUGCUCCAGCUGUUGUCAGGGGUUCCUCUUGAUUAGGGUUUUGUCACCGUGAGCCGCGAGGAUGACGCAGAGCGGGAAGUUAAUGCCCAACCUCGAUCAGAAGAGCACCAAAGCCUUGAACCUCACCGUCCUCCAGCGGAUCGAUCCCUUCGUGGAGGAGAUCCUCAUGACCGCCACCCACGUCACGUUCUACGAGUUCAACAUCGAGCUCAAUCAAUGGAGCCGGAAGGAUGUCGAGGGAUCGCUCUUCGUUAUCAAGAGGAAUGCACAGCCAAGAUUUCAGUUCAUAGUCAUGAACCGACGGAACACAGCAAGCAGUGUAAUUGAGUUUCUUUGUUGGACCACAUUAAUCUCGUUUUUCUCUACAUUUCUUGUGCAGUGCUUUGAAGUGGAGCAAUGUUACAGCCAGAAGAAAAUUCACAGAGAGAUUCACAGAACUAAACAUUUCUGGUUGUUGUGGGAUAAUCUGGUUGAGGAUCUCUUAGGAGAUUUUGAGUAUGAAGUCCAAGUUCCAUAUCUUUUGUAUCGAAAUGCAGCUCAAGAAGUUAAUGGUAUAUGGUUUUAUAAUUCACAUGACUGUGAAGAUAUAGCAAACCUUUUCAGCAGGAUACUUAAUGCCUAUUCCAAAGUACCUCCCAAGGCUAAGGUAUCUUCUAAAAGUGAGUUUGAGGAACUUGAAGCUGUACCUACUUCAUCAGUAAUUGAAGGUCCUCUUGAGCCAACAACUUCAUCUAAUGCUGCACCAAUUCCUGAUGUUCCUGAUGAUCCAUUUGCAAACUUUUUCAGUAAUGCUGUGAACAUUGGAAAUGCAUCAAAUGCGACAACACUGGCAGUGCAACCAACUGUUGAUGCAGCAACUAUUCCUGUAACUCAUCAUGGACCAUUUGUCAAUCCAUCUGUGGUGCCAACUUUUCAGCCAACCUCUGUUAUUCCAGCUUUGUCCACUCUUCUAGUGGCACCUUCGGAUACCCUUGAAUCUAGCAGUGGAAACAGCAACCGUGCUACAAAUCUUGUGAAGCCAUCGUUUUUCUCUCCAUCUCUCUCUUCUUCGGCAUUGGUAACGCCUCCAGUGUCAUCUUUGACUCUCACUGCUCCUCCAGUCUAUCCCCCAGUUACAAUGCAGCAUCCGUAUGGCACUCCAUUACUUCAACCAUUUCCACCACCUACGCCGUCUGCGUCCCUCACUCCUGCUCCAAUAUUUGGCCCAGUUAUUACUAGAGACAAAGUCCGUGAUGCACUUUUGAGGCUUGUGCAGAAUAAUGAGUUCAUUGAGAUUGUAUACCGGGAGCUGCUAAAUGCACAUUGCCCGUGACAAAAAAAAAAAAAAGGGGGAUGUGGGAUUGUGCAUGGUGCCUAUGGUUACUACUAGUCGUGCCAAGGUAUUGUAAAUCUUUCCGGUGGCUGAUACGGACAUGUAACUUCUGUUUAUAUGACGUCUUUUGGGUUGGUUGUAGAUGGGAGUGCAUUAGAUCUUUCAUACUGUAGGGAAUUCGGCACCUGUUCGUUUAUUGCCUAAAGUUGUGUUAGCAUAACAUUGGACCAUCCAUCAUCAUGAAUGCAUGCAUUGAAGCGUGGCUUUUGGUUUAUGUCAUGUUCCAAAACUUGGCCCUUUUUUGAAUUUUCAGCUUUUGGUAAAUGGGUAUCGAUAUUUUUGUUAA
This is a messenger RNA of Musa acuminata subsp. malaccensis (wild Malaysian banana), 1775 nucleotides long. RefSeq names its product mRNA-decapping enzyme-like protein. Gene Ontology annotation, molecular function: enzyme activator activity; mRNA binding. Lineage: Eukaryota; Viridiplantae; Streptophyta; Magnoliopsida; Zingiberales; Musaceae. The record is from RefSeq and is a predicted model, not a curated record. Gene Ontology annotation, cellular component: P-body. Gene Ontology annotation, biological process: deadenylation-dependent decapping of nuclear-transcribed mRNA; positive regulation of catalytic activity; deadenylation-independent decapping of nuclear-transcribed mRNA.